AUGUUAACUACCUUCCACCGCAUGCUGCUGGCCGCCGCGUUCUGCGUCUUCUUCACCAUUUUCCUGCUCCGCUUCUCCCUGCAAGUCGAGGAUGCCGUCCCCCAGCUGCCCACCACCCAGGACGAGCUGUUCCCCUACGACAUCUACGAGAACCAGUCCGUCGCCAUCCCGCUCUCCUCCUCCUUCGAGGAGACCCCCACUCCCGAGGGGUGGCGAUUCCAUCCCGCCCGCGACGCCCGCAACUACGGCCUCAACGAGGAGCAGUGCGACUGGACCUUCCCCAACCUCUGGAUCGAGCUUGAGAACGCCGCCAGAGUCCGUCGCAACAAGGGCAAUGUCACCAAGGAGGACCUGGACAUCACCUGGCGCGAUGACGCCAUCACGCGAUGCAUGAUCUACGACCACCAGCUCUACAUUCUCGAGACGAGGGGGACCACCCACCGCCGCGACUACCGCGAACGCACCCUCGCCGUCCUCCACAACAUGCACCGUGCCAUCACCUCCUACAACGGCCCGCUCCCCAACAUUGAAUUCGCCUUCUCCGUCGACGACUGGGUCUACAGCGACAUCAAGCAGGAUUACGAUCACAUCAUCUGGGGCUUCACUCGCCAACCCGAGUGGCCGGAUGUGUGGCUGAUGCCUGAUUUUGGGUACUGGUCGUGGCCCACGGAUCCUGUCGGCGCUUACCAAGACGUACGGAAUCAGAUGGGCGUCCGUGAGAAGACGCAGGCUUUCAGCGAGAAGAAGCCCAAGGUCGUUUGGAGAGGAGCUGCUAUGACGGAUCAACGCAAGCAGCUGAUCAAGCAAUGGGGCCAGAAGUCAUGGAGCGACAUUGUGGCGCUGGACUGGAACGACCCGGACGUUGAAGAGAAAUUCGUGAUUAUGCCGGAUCACUGCCAAUGGCAGUAUGUGCUGCAUACUGAAGGGCGCUCCUACUCUGGCCGCCUCAAAUAUCUCCAAAACUGCCACAGCGUGCCCAUCAUCCCGCAGAUGCACUGGAUUGAGCCGCAUCACAAACUCCUCAUCGAUCAAGGUCCGGCGAUGAACUACAUCCCGGUGAAAUUCGACUUCUCAGACCUCGGCGAGAAGGUGGAGUACUACAUGGAUCACCCUGACGAAGCCGAGCGCAUCGCCGACAACAGCGUCGCUAUGUUCCGCGACAAGUAUCUCACGCCCGCCGCCCAAGCUUGCUACUGGCGCAAGCUGUUCCGUAUGUGGAGAGACGUUAGUUUCGAGCCGGAGCUCUCUGAAGAUUAUGGGAAGCCGCGCGGGAUUCCGUUUGAGACUUAUGCCCUGCUUGACAUCUAUGACUCGAACCCUUGGAGGGAUACCGAGCCUGCGCCGACAUCAAAGUAG
This is a messenger RNA of Diplodia corticola, 1356 nucleotides long. RefSeq lists its product as uncharacterized. The record is from RefSeq and is a predicted model, not a curated record. Bases 1 to 1356 code for a protein of 451 amino acids. Lineage: Eukaryota; Fungi; Ascomycota; Dothideomycetes; Botryosphaeriales; Botryosphaeriaceae. The transcript is spliced from 4 exons.